Messenger RNA from Elgaria multicarinata webbii, 8244 nucleotides. RefSeq names its product SH3 and multiple ankyrin repeat domains 2 (gene SHANK2). The transcript has 23 exons. Gene Ontology annotation, molecular function: synaptic receptor adaptor activity; ionotropic glutamate receptor binding. The record is from RefSeq and is a predicted model, not a curated record. NCBI's taxonomy places the organism in Eukaryota, Metazoa, Chordata, Lepidosauria, Squamata, Anguidae. Bases 325 to 5817 code for a protein of 1830 amino acids. Gene Ontology annotation, cellular component: postsynaptic membrane; dendritic spine; postsynaptic density.
UGCAGCUGGAAUUCAGAGCUGUCCCUGGAAAGUUUUUUUUGUUUAUAUAAAUACCUUUCCUCCUUCUUGUGCCAGCUCUGUUAGGAACUAUUAGUUUGAAGAUUUAUCUCUUCGAGACAUGUCACAGGUCAUCACACAGGGUGACCAUGGCUGUUUCCAUACCUAAGCCAGGCCUGAAACCUGACUGAAAUGGAUCCAGAUAAUCUGUCUCAUCCAAGAGUGUCUGGAGCUGGCUCGCAACCACUCACUCAAGUACGUUGAUGACAUGCAGCUCUAUUUUUCCUUCUCAUCUUCAUCAGCCAAAUGCAGUGAGAGGUACUGAACAUGCCUCGCAGUCCAACAUCAAGUGAAGAUGAGAUGGCUCAGAGUUUUUCAGAUUAUUCAGUGGAAUCUGAAUCGGACAGCUCCAAAGAAGAAACCAUUUAUGAUACUAUCAGGGCAACGGCGGAAAAACCAAGCAGCAGAAUGGAAGACACCCAGAACAACACAUUAGUGAUACGGAUUAUAAUACCAGACCUACAGCAAACGAAAUGUAUUAGAUUUAAUCCUGAAGCUUCUGUGUGGGUAGCAAAGCAACGAAUUCUUUGCACAUUGAAUCAAAGUUUGAAAGAUGUUCUCAAUUAUGGGUUGUUCCAGCCUGCAAACAAUGGAAGAGAUGGGAAAUUUUUGGAUGAGGAACGACUUCUUUUGGAAUAUCCGCAACCUGUAAAUAAAGGUGUUCCAUCCUUAGAGUUUCGAUACAAGAAGAGGGUAUACAGACAAAUGAAUCUUGAUGAAAAGCAUCUAGCUAAGCUUCAUACGAAGACUAAUUUUCGCAAAUGUAUGGACCAUGUUCACCACCUCUCAGUUGAAAAACUAACAAAGAUGCUGGACCGAGGACUUGAUCCUAACUAUCAUGACUUAGAAAGUGGAGAAACCCCACUAACUUUGGCAACCCAGCUUAGCAAUACUGUUGAAGUAAUCAAAGCUCUGAAAAAUGGAGGAGCUCAUUUAGAUUUCAGAGCCAGAGAUGGCAUGACCGCUUUACACAAAGCAGCUAGAGCCAAGAACCAAGUAACCCUGAAGACUCUCUUAGAGCUUGGAGCAUCUCCUAACUACAAAGAUAGCUGUGGACUGACACCAUUGUAUCACACUGCUGUAGUUGGAGGGGAUCCAUAUUGUUGUGAGCUGUUACUUCAUGAACAUGCUACUGUUGGUUGCAAAGAUGAAAAUGGAUGGCAAGAGAUUCACCAGGCUUGUCGAUAUGGUCAUGUCCAGCAUUUAGAACAUUUUCUGUUUUAUGGAGCAGAUAUGGGAGCACAAAAUGCCUCUGGAAACACAGCAUUGCAUAUCUGUGCACUUUAUAAUGAGGAUAGUUGUGCCAGAGUUUUGUUGUUACGGGGAGCCAACAAGGAAUUAAAGAACUAUAACAGCCAAACUCCAUUUCAGGUGGCAAUAAUUGCUGGAAAUUUUGAGCUUGCUGAAUAUAUCAAGAAUCACAAGGAAACUGAUAUUGUGCCAUUUAGAGAGGCUCCUACGUACUCAAACAGAAGACGGAGGCCACAGACUACCUUGGCAACACCUCGUGUUUUGCUUCGGUCCAAUAGUGAUAACAAUCUGAACAUCAACAUCCCUGACUGGUCAGCUUCCUCUUUAGCUUCUUCACACCGUAGCCUUUCGCCUCACCUACUCCAACAGAUGCAGAAUAAUCCUAAUGGAACUGUGAAAACUGUUGGGAGCUACACCUCAACCUCUCGGAGCCGCUCACCAUCAUUAAAUAGAUUAGGAGAAGAUGCAAAGCGGCAGCAACACCGGCACAUCAGUGCCAGUUAUAACCCCAGUGCCAAUAAGGAUACUAUAUCUGCCUUGGAUUAUCAGGGUCAAAAACGCAAACUUUAUAGUGCUGUACCUGGAAGACUAUUUAUUGUCGUGAAGCCAUAUCAACCUCAAGGAGAUGGGGAGAUUCAUUUGCACAAAGGAGACAGGGUAAAAGUUUUGAGUAUUGGUGAGGGUGGAUUCUGGGAAGGAAGCACUCGAGGACAUGUUGGAUGGUUUCCUGCGGAAUGUGUUGAGGAAGUGCAGUGUAAACCAAAUGAAAGCAAACCAGAAACCCGAGCAGAUAGAACAAAGAAAUUGUUUAGACAUUAUACUGUUGGAUCAUAUGACAGCUUUGAUGCUUUAAGUGACUGCAUUAUAGAAGAAAAGGCAGUGGUCCUGCAGAAAAAAGACAAUGAAGGAUUUGGGUUUGUGCUCAGAGGGGCCAAAGCUGAUACACCUAUUGAAGAAUUCACCCCAACUCCAGCCUUUCCUGCUUUGCAGUACCUGGAAUCAGUGGAUGAAGGCGGGGUAGCAUGGCAAGCAGGCUUGAGAACAGGAGACUUUUUGAUUGAGGUUAAUAAUGAAAAUGUAGUAAAGGUUGGCCACAGGCAGGUGGUGAACAUGAUUCGGCAAGGAGGCAAUCACUUAGUUCUUAAAGUUGUCACAGUAACCAGGAAUCUUGAUCCAGAUGACACAGCCAGAAAGAAAGCCCCGCCACCUCCAAAACGGGCUCCAACAACUGCACUGACCUUGCGGUCUAAAUCAAUGACCUCAGAGCUUGAAGAGCUUGAUAAAGUUGAUGAAAUAGUACCAGUUUCCAAGCCAUCAAGAAUUCCAGACAAUGCAGCUGUGGACUCAAGAGUGGCAACAAUUAAACAGCGCCCUUCUAGUAGAUGCUUUCCCUCAGCUACGGAUAUGAAUUCUAUGUAUGAUAGACAAGGGAUUGCUGUGAUGCCGCCUACAGUACCUGUGAGUCCUCAAGGCCCAUUUCUGGGUGUACCACGAGGUACAGUGAGAAGACAAAAAUCAAUAGGGAUAACAGAGGAAGAACGACAAUUUUUGGCUCCCCCCAUGCUAAAAUUUACCAGAAGUUUAUCCAUGCCAGACACCUCUGAAGAUAUUCCUCCUCCACCACAGUCUUUACCACCAUCACCACCACCACCUUCUCCUUCUCUUUACAACUGUCCCAAAUCUCCAAUGUCUAGAAUAUACGGAACUAUUAAGCCUGCAUUUAAUCCGAAUUCAGGUUCAAAAAUGGCUAUUUCAGGUAGAUCUGAAAAUAUGGGAACGGUGAUAAGGGACAAAGGCAUAUAUUACCGGAGAGAGAUGGACCGUUAUUCUCUAGAUUCUGAGGAUUUAUAUAGCAGAAAUGCCGCAACUCAGGCAAACUUCAGAAACAAGAGAGGUCAGAUGCCAGAGAAUCCAUACUCUGAAGUCGGAAAAAUAGCAAGCAAAGCAAUGUAUGUCCCAACCAAACCUGUGAGAAGGAAGGGAAUGUUAGUAAAACAAUCUAAUGUUGAGGAUAGUCCAGAAAAAACCUGCUCCAUUCCAAUUCCUACCAUCAUUGUUAAAGAGCCAUCUACCAGUAGUAGCGGGAAGAGUAGUCAAGGAAGCAGCAUGGAAAUUGAUCCACAGUCUUCAGAGCAACCAGGGCAACUCAGACCUGAAGAUAACUUGUCUGUCAGUAGUCCAUUUGCGGCAGCUAUUGCUGGAGCAGUGAGAGACAGGGAGAAAAGAUUAGAAGCCAGGCGGAACUCUCCAGCUUUUCUUUCCACAGAUUUGGGAGAUGAGGAUGUUGGGCUAACACCUCCAACACCACGUAUGAGACAGUCUAAGUACAAUGAAGAAGUAGUGUUUGGUAACGAAGACAGUUUUAGGCAACUUGUAUCAGCAUCUCCUAUCCCAGCACCAAGAGAGUCUGAAAACAUUUUUAAUAGUAAUGAAUCAAGUAAUCAAAGUGAUGCAAGGACACCUAAUGCUUCAGCCCAAACAACAGCAGUUUCUGAAAACAAUACAUUGGCAACUCAGAAUGCUGGUAUGUCAAGUUUGGAUAACUAUGUUCAUCCACUCACAGGGAAAUUACUGGAUCCAAAUUCACCUUUAGCCCUGGCCCUUUCUGCCAGAGAUCGGGCCAUGAAAGAGCAAACCCAACAAAUUCCAGGGAAAGGAGAGCCUGGCAAAGCGGACCUUAAUAAACCACUUUACAUAGAUACGAAGAUGAGGUCCAAUAUAGAAACGACAUUUCCAGUGACAGCUACAAUUGCUAGGCAAAAUACGCGUGGUCCACUAAGAAGGCAGGAGACAGAGAACAAAUAUGAGACUGAUACGGCGAAAGAGAGGAGGCCCGAAGAAAAAAAGAACAUGCUGAUAAAUAUUGUGGAUACCUCACAACAAAAGUCAGCUGGUUUGCUCAUGGUUCAUACAGUAGACACAACGCAGUCCAGUGAUACCCCUGAAAAUGAAGAAGAAAGUGCUGAGGUGGAUAUGAAUACUGAAAAGCCUGUACCGGAAGCACAAGAAAGUACAGAAACAGCAGAAAGUGGACUAGAUGACACUGGCAUUCCUGAGCCACCUGUAUCUCCCUGCAAAACUAUUGUAGCCAUUGGCUCUGUCGAUGAUCCUAUCAUUUUGCCAUUCCGUAUCCCUCCACCCCCUUUAGCAUCUGUUGAUCUUGAUGAAGAUUUCAUCUUUACUGAGCCAUUACCUCCUCCUUUAGAAUUUGCUAACAGUUUUGAUAUCCCUGAUGACCAUGCAGUUCCAGGCUCUGCACUAACAGACUUACUCAAACAGAGAAAAAAUGGAACUCCAUCCACUUCAUUUAACCACAUUCAGUCCUCAAAUUCAAUAGACAGUAAGAAACCAGUGGGUCUUUCCAACUGUUUGCCUGCCUCAUUUUUACCACCCCCUGAAAAUUUUGAUAAUGUCACUGACUCUGGGAUUGAAGAGGUGGACAGUCGAAGCAGCAGUGACCAUCACCUAGAGACAACCAGCACUAUCUCAACUGUGUCCAGCAUCUCUACCUUGUCCUCUGAAGGUGGUGAGAACUUGGAUACUUGUACAGUCUAUGCAGAUGGGCAAACAUUUCUGGUGGACAAACCCCCAGUACCUCCGAAGCCAAAAAUGAAGCCCAUAAUCAACAAAAGCAAUGCACUUUACAAGGAUGCGCUAAUCGAAGAAACUGUAGAUAGUUUUGUUAUUCCUCCCCCUGCUCCUCCCCCACCUCCUAUCAGCGCACAGCCCAGUAUGGCUAAAGUUGUACAGCAAAGGACCUCUAAGCUAUGGGGCGAUGUAACGGAGGUUAAAAGCCCAGUUCUCUCAGGCCCAAAGGCUAAUGUUAUUAGUGAAUUGAACUCAAUACUACAGCAAAUGAACAGAGAAAAAUCCUCAAAGCCAGGGGAAGCAUUGGAGUCGCCUCCAGGAACAAAAAGUGCAAGUCUUAGUACAAGGAGCACAGAAGUCAUGAGCACUGUCUCAGGUACUCGAAGUUCAACCAUCACUUUUACUGUCCGGCCUGGGACUAGCCAGCCAAUCACACUGCAGAGCAGAUCCCCAGACUAUGAUAGUAGGACAUCUGGAGCAAGACAUGCUCCAAGCCCAGUGGUUUCACCAACAGAGAUAAGUAAAGACAUCAUGCCAGCUCCUCUGACUGCUUCUGCUCCAGUUGCAUCUCCUUCUCCAACUCUUUCUGAUGUUUUUAGCCUACCCAGCCAGCCUCCUUCUGGGGACCUCUUCGCUUUGAACACAGGGCGCAGCAGGUCUCCUUCUCCCUCAAUUUUGCAACAGCCAAUCUCAAAUAAGCCUUUUACAACUAAGCCUGUCCACCUGUGGACUAAACCAGAUGUGGCAGAUUGGCUGGAAAGUUUAAACCUAGGUGAACAUAAAGAGACCUUUAUGGAUAAUGAAAUAGAUGGCACUCACUUACCAAACCUUCAGAAGGAAGACUUGAUAGACCUUGGAGUGACUAGAGUUGGUCACAGAAUGAAUAUAGAAAGAGCCUUGAAACAGCUAUUGGACAGAUAAGAAUGGCUGCUCUUGCCUCACAAACCUUUGUUAUAAAUAGAGAUGGGCUGGUACUGAAACACCCCAAAUGCCUUGACUCCCUAAGAGUACCACUAAAUUAAAGCAUCACUUAGUCCAUGUAGUUUCUAAUUUGCAACAGUGUUGGUUGUAGUUUAGUGCCCAACAGCAACCCUGAGUAAAUUUUCAUUAAUGGGACCGUAUAUUACAAAAAAGAAGAAAAGUGGGGGAAAGGAUAAGGAAAGGGAAAAUUGCUACUUCCAAAAGUUAUGUAAGCUCUGGUCAUUGAAAUUAUUUUCAAAAUUCCUUUCUUUUCUUUCUUUUGUUUACUUUUGUGCGGGGGGCAGGAUAUAAUAUUCAUCCCUUGGUAUUCUGCCCUUCAAAAAUGCCCUUCUGCUUGAACAACAAAAUGCCAGUUUCUUUUUGUUUUUAAAAAUAUAUAUUUCUCCCUUCACAAUAAAAUGUCACGUCUAGCCCUUUUUGUAAUAUCUGCUUCGUCCACCACUAUUCCACAUGCCCGUUACACUGUAAGUUAACUUCUCAGUGGGUUUUCCCAUUUUGAUUGUCAGUUCAGCCAACUAGUGUUUCAUACUGCUGUUCACAUUUUUCAUGAUGUAUUUAUGGCUUUUAAAUUAAAAAUCUGUACAUUUGCAGGGUUCUCAAAUCAGAGUUUUCACAAACUACUUUGUGACAUCAUAUUGGUCUGAUUAUUAUAUUUCUUGGUUUCACAGUAAUGACAUUCGUUCUUGCCAUCCAAUGUCACUGUGUUGUCUGACUUCUAAGUCUUUAUUUUUCCACUUAUCCUUAGUGCCUUUCCAAGUUGCCAGACAGCUUUCAUGCAUGCUUUUUUUUCAAACAUGGUAUAGUAGAAUGUGUGGAAGUUACGUGAAAGACCUAUCCUAGCUUUCUAUGGCAGGGAAUAAACCACUUCUAAAAGACUGCGGUGGAAGACAUCUGUUCACACUUAGAUGAUAAUUCAAUUUGAAUUUCUCAAAGGCUUCUUUGUACAGGAUUUGGGUAAUAGAUAAGUAAUUUUAUGACUUUUAUUGUCACGUUUUCAAAAUAGUAAAGACUAUCAAGCCUGUUUCCUUCUAGCUUUCUGUCUUUUCAUGGUUCUGAAAACCAGGGAACUAGAGAUGUGUAGCAGGAAGUGACCUUUGCAGCUUUCUAGUAUUAAGGAAGUGAAAGGUUUUGAUAAUGGCCCCAGUCCAGAGAUCCUCUCGUACUGGAGAAGGGUGUAUGACCAUUACUACACUCAGUGCUCUUCCUUUUCCACUCUUCCUCCAAACAGAAGACCAGUGCUGACAAAUAUCCUGUAGGAUGCAAGGGUGGGUUCCAAGAUCUAGUGUGUCCGCCUUAAAGAGGUCGUCAGUGGGUGGUUUCUUCACCCAAGCACAGUUAGUUCCAGAUCUUAAAUAGCAAUGCAUAGGGUUGAUCUUGGUGGAUCAAAGUGAUCACAUGUGGAGGUGGGCUCAAUUACAGCUGUGAUCCAAAGGAUUAUAUAUAGAUUAUCUCAAAAUUAUCACUACUGUCAUUCUGUAUGUGGAUGCACAAAGCCUUGUACAAGAUAUGUGUUUGAUUAACUGCAUGCAGGAGCUUCUCCUCUUUAAAGAAGCAUCUUUAGAUGGUUAUCCGUACCUGCAUGAGGAAGCUAUCUUUUGCGGAAUCCACAUGGCAAAACCCAUUUUCACAUGCAGACAUGUAUCUUUAGGUCUUAGCUUUUGUCUUGGAGAGAGCAAUCCUAUGGUCUCUAGACAGUGUUUGUGGGGCCAUAGGAUUGUUCAGAGACAGCACUUUGAGACAGUGCUCCAACCUCAGAAGGGGAAGUCAGAGAUCUGACCCCCUUCCCCCUUAUAGCUGGUGUGGAAAGAAUUGUGCUGGCUGGCUGGCUGCCCUCGGAGGUUGGGAACUCUAACUCAGAGAGGGGGAAAUGGGGUGUUUCAGUGGGUAUGGAAGGGGGGCCUGGAGAUACACGCUAUCCUGAGCUUUUGCGAGCCUCCUUCUCUCCCCCUCUGAAACACCUUUGCUAAACAAGCAAAAAAAGCACAUCUAGUGAAAAAUGCAGGGUGGAAGCAAAGAUGACCACUGCCUCUCCUCCUGCCCUGCCUAAGGUGAUAUGAUAGUAAGGCUCUGCAUUCAGGGGCGUACAGUAACUGAGGGCACAAAUCUGUGCAUGUUUAGACAGAAAAAGUCCUACAAUCUAAGCAUUCCCCAGCCAACAGGGCAUGCUGGGAGUUCUGGGAGGUUUCUUUUUUUUUGUCUAGACAUGCAUAGGAUUGCCACCCUGAUGUGCUAGGAAGAGGAAUGUUUAAAAAGGAUUGCCUGCAGUCUAAAACAAAUUAACAAAUGAAAACAUAAAUGUAGCAUCUUUUGAAAAGUAGUUUAAUAAAAAUGGCGGAUAGCUAUUACAAAUUAAUAGCUUCAGUUUUU